AUGGCUGGACUUAUUAACUUUGAAGACGAAAAGGAGGUUAAGCAAUUCCUGGACAAUUUAGGAAUAGAAUACAGCUUCCAGUGCCAUAAAGAAAAGGACCCUGAAGGAUGUCAACGAUUAGCUGAUUAUUUGGAAGGGGUGAAGACAAAUUAUGAAGCUGCAGCCCAAGUACUCAAACACAACUGUGAGACACAUGGUCAUGGAGAAAGCUGCUAUAAACUUGGAGCCUAUCACAUCACUGGUAAAGGUGGAGUACCUGAAUGCCUGAAAACUGCCUACUCCUGUUUUGUGCGCUCCUGUACUGCUGGAGGAAAGAAGUCCACAGAUGCUUGUCACAAUGUCGGUCUGCUGGCUCAUGAUGGACGAGCGAUGGGUGGAGAACCAGACGUGAAGGCCGCUCAACAGCACUAUGAGAAGGCCUGUGCAGGUGGAUUUGCCCCUUCAUGCUUCAACCUGAGUGCGUUGUAUAUCACAGGCAAUCCAGGUUCUGUGGCCUCAGAUAUGUCACUAGCACUGAAGUAUGCUAACAGGGCUUGUGAAUUGGGACAUGUGUAUGGAUGCGCCAAUGCAAGUCGCAUGUACAAGCUGGGAGAUGGUAUAGAGAAGGAUGAGAAGCGGGCAGAAGAACUGAAAAACCGAGCCAAGGAACUUCAUGGUUUGGAGAAAGAAAGGCAGCUUAAAUUUGGAGAAUGA
Knipowitschia caucasica is the source of this 693-nucleotide messenger RNA. Lineage: Eukaryota; Metazoa; Chordata; Actinopteri; Gobiiformes; Gobiidae. The record is from the annotation of a GenBank genome assembly.